Molecule: messenger RNA, 10827 nt
Organism: Rodentolepis nana
Lineage: Eukaryota; Metazoa; Platyhelminthes; Cestoda; Cyclophyllidea; Hymenolepididae
Source: the annotation of a GenBank genome assembly
AUGCUUGAUUCAAUCCAGGAGUGGAAGGGAGAUCCAACUGAUCCCAGAAACAAACAAUUUGCGGCAGAUUUGCAGGCCUUUCAAAAUCAAAGAAAGUACCUUCUUGCUCAAAUUGGCGCACUACUCGACAAAUGGCUUUCAAGACGUCUGCCAGCCUUCCAUCUGCUUCAAUUUCUCUCACAAUUCGAGACAAGAAUCUCUGAUCCGAGUCUAGAUUUUGGUUUUCGGUACGAAUACAUACUUCGAGUUUAUGGUCAAGAGUUGGAGCACAUACGAGAUGUCUACGAAGCAGAUAAAAGAGCACCCCCUCUGGAACGUAGAAUGACGCCAGUUGCCGGGCGAAUUCGUUGGUCUAGGGCUCUACUUCAAAGAAUUCGACAGCCUCUAGAUGUUAUUAGUGAAAGACGUCCUAGCGCUUUGGAGACCCCUGAGGCUCAAAAGCAAGUUAAACGCUUUAAUCAACUUGCAACUACGCUGGUAAAGUAUGAGGCAGUGACUUAUCACAAGUGGGUGAAAAACUUGGAAACCGCGACAACAGAAUUGCUUGAAACACCUCUGCUAGUUCAAGUAGAAGAGAGCUUGAAUUUCAUGGUUAAUCUCCCCUCCUCGGCUCUCUCCAUUAUACAGGAGUCUCGAAAUCUCCACAAAUUGGGUCUUACUGUGCCGAACAUUGCGUUGGAUUUGCAACUUCAGGAAAUGCGGCUCAAGAAACAUAUUGAUCGUUUAAAGGAACAAGUGUCUCGAUUUCAAAAGGUACAAUUUCUUAUAUCUCAGCAGAUGGUACCAAUUUUCAAACCCUUCUUAAAUGAUGUGGCGAAAAGUCUUUACCCUGGGGUGGUUGAUAUAACCUGGAACUCAAUGCAAUUCGAUAAUUUCAUUAAGAACGUUGGAGUCACACUGGACAAACUUGAAUUUGUUGUGAAGCAGACAAAGGACAUUCUGGAAUGUCGAAUUGAUGUUCUCUUAACUGAAAUGUCUACAAUUUCACCAAUGAACAUUAGCUCUUGCUCUGAUCUUUCUGUGGAUGAUUUUGUACAAAGACUGGCAAAGUUUAUACCUUCAACUAGUGCUGAAAAAAGCAAGCUUGUGGAGACCGCUGUCAAUGAUUUGGUUACGCUGCUGCUCAAACACCUCAGCGCUGAAUACGCUGAACAGGUUUCUCCCAGUGCCAAUUUCGAAUGUUCCACGCCAACAAAGAAAGGUCACAAAUGCACAACAUGCCUUAAUUGCCUCUUCUUUGAACUUCGCAGUCGAUUCAGUCAGAAUACUAUCGACGCUGUGAUUUCAUGUCUGCUUGCCAUUCUGGAGACCCUUCGAAAGCGUAUUCAGAUUGAAAGUGAUAACAGCAUUCACGAGGAAAUCGAGGCCUUCUUUUCCUUGGAGCUCUUUUUGGAAAUCCCCAAUAUCGUGUGUAGACCAACACUAGAUGACUUGCAGAAAGGACUCGGAAAAGCUAUUAAUCUUAUUCUCAGAAUUGCUGAUGGUGUUCAAUCCUGGGAACAUGUCAAGUACUGUCAAGCUUUAUUUAAGAAAUCUCGAAGCGUCCGUGCAAAUAGUCUUCUCAGCAGUAGUCAGGACUCUUCAAGCAUCUCAUUUCAAUCGCUUCCUUCGAAUCUCCUACGUCCUCUACGAAAAGUUGUAUUGGAGAACAAGAACAUCGUCAAAUUAGUUGCAGACGUAAACUCUUCCAUCACACAUUACUCUGGUGAUAUAUCUAGAGUCAUUAAAGACCUAAAAUCACAAUUCUCUGACCUCUGGAAAGAUGCCGAUCCCGAGAGUUCGGCUAGAGAAUUCAUAGACAAGAAGCCUCGGGUUUCAGAAAUUAACGAAGAAUUGAGAAAGUAUAAGGGCUUCGAAGAGAGUGCCUUGAAAUUACCAGAAGAGUACAAAAUAGGUUCACUCUCCAUCAAAACAAGUACGCUUAAAGAGGGCUUGAUAAUGGAGUGUCGUUCCUGGAGAUGGGCAAUUGGAAGCGCAGUAAAUGCCAAGUAUGGCGAAGAAAUGACUUCCAUCUUUAGUAAAUUGGAAGAACUGCUAAAGAAGCUUCAGUGUCCGAUAAAAGAUUUAGAUGAUGUGCGCGCUCAAAUGGCCGCCCUUGACGAGUUUCGCCAAUCAGAAAUUGACCUUCAGAUGUUAAGCAUUGAUCCAAUGACAAAGGCCUUUGCUUUAUUAGCAACUUACGAUAUUCACUUUAGCGACGGAAAUGCUGAAAGAGUUGAGACCCUUGCUUACACCUUUCAGAAAUUGCAAAAUCAAGCUAGCACUUCUACCACUCAUCUCUUGUCGAUUCAGCCAACAUUCAGAGCUGAAUUAUGUACUGGAAUUGAACAAUUCAAGAAAGACAAUGAGCUAUUCACCUCUGAUUAUCACUCAAAGGGACCUAUGGAACAAAGUAUUGAUCCCCGUGAAGCAUCAGACCGUUUAACCCUCUUCCAAGCGCGGUUUGAUGACUUAUGGGCGAGUUAUGAAACCUAUUCGGAUGGUGAACGGUUAUUUGGCCUUCCUGUUCGUGAAUAUCCAGAUCUCCAUGAAAUAAAAAAGGAACUUGCAUUGCUUCAGAGGUUGUACCAAUUAUACAAUACCGUAUUAGACACUGUCGGUGGUUAUUAUAAUACCCCUUGGGCAGAAAUCGAUAUCGAAGCAAUCAAUCAACAACUGGCCGACUUUCAGGCUAGAUGUAGACGUCUACCUAAAGCUCUGAAGGAAUGGCCAGCGUAUGAAGCACUGCAAAAGAAGAUCGAUGAUUUUAAUGAGACAUGUCCACUGUUAGAAAUGAUGGUAAAUAAAUCGAUGUUGCCUCGACAUUGGAAAAGAAUUGAAGAAGUGACUGGAGGUAACUUAGAUGUCUACGCAGAAGGAUUCCUGCUAAAGAAUCUAAUGGAUGCUCCACUAUUAGAACACAAAGAAGAAAUUGAGGACAUAUGUACCUCUGCGGUAAAAGAGCUUGACAUUGAAGCUAAACUAAAGUCAAUAAUCAACGAUUGGACUGCUCAAGACUUUCAGUUCUCCAUGUUUAAGAACCGAGGUGAAUUGUUGUUCAAAGGAGAUGUUGCGAUUGAGGCGAUAGCGCUUUUGGAAGACUCACUCAUGGCUUUAGGAUCGCUACUAUCUAACCGAUAUAACACUCUUUUCAAACCUCGUAUUCAAGAAUGGGUUCACAAGCUCACCACGACAAAUGAGGUCAUUGAGAGCCUAUUCCAAGCCCAGAAUCUCUGGGUUUAUUUAGAAGCUGUAUUUGUUGGUGGUGAUAUAGCUAAACAGCUUCCACAAGAAGCCAAACGUUUUGCAAGCAUAGACAAAACUUGGCAAAGAGUGGUUCAGCGCGCUCACGAAACAACCAACAUUGUGGCUUGUUGUACGUCUGAUGAAACUCUCACUCAGGUCCUCAAUCAUCUCCUAGAGCAACUAGAAGUCUGUCAGAAAUCAUUGACAGGUUACUUGGAGGCCAAACGUCUCGUAUUUCCAAGAUUCUUCUUUGUAUCAGACCCAGCUCUUCUGGAAAUCCUUGGUCAAGCAUCAGAUUCACAUACAAUUCAAACACAUCUACUUUCUAUCUUCGAUAGUAUCAAGACCGUCACUUUUGAUGAUAACGUAUAUGAUAAAAUUUUGGCGGUCAAUUCGACGAGUGAAUCGAUUGAGCUUGAUGGACCAGUUAUGGCUCAGGGUCAUGUUGAACACUGGUUGGAUGACCUCCUGAAGAUGUCUCAAGAAUCACUACGUCAGGUCAUUCACAGUGCCUACAAAGUGCUCAGUGAUGAAGACAACUUUGAUUUGUUUAAAUUCGAGGACUCCUUUAUCGCUCAAGUUGGUCUUCUGGGUCUUCAGUUGUUAUGGACUCGAGAGGCGGAAGAUGCUCUAAGUUGUGCAAGAUCCAAUCCAAUGGCUAUGCGAAAUGCGAAUUUGAAAUUCCUCAAGAUCUUGAAUCAACUUAUUGAGAUUACGACUAAGGAGUUGACCUCACUACAGAGGACAAAGUAUGAAACGCUCAUCACUAUUCAUGUACACCAGAAGGACAUUUUUGAUGACCUUGUGAAAAUGCGCAUUCGUUCUCCACGCGAUUUUGAAUGGUUAAAACAGUCAAGAUCCUAUUACAACGAAGAACGAGAACAAUUCGUUGUAAGUAUCACUGACGUCGAUUUCGUCUACCAAAAUGAGUUUCUCGGCUGCACCGAUCGACUUGUCAUCACACCGCUAACUGAUCGAUGCUACAUAACUCUUGCUCAAGCACUUGGAAUGUCCAUGGGCGGAGCUCCAGCAGGUCCUGCAGGGACAGGCAAAACGGAGACUGUGAAAGACAUGGGACGAUGUCUGGGCAAGUACGUGGUGGUAUUUAACUGCUCGGAUCAAAUGGACUACCGCGGUUUGGGCCGAAUCUACAAGGGCUUGGCUCAAUCAGGCGCAUGGGGCUGUUUUGAUGAAUUUAAUCGGAUUGAGUUGCCUGUGCUCUCAGUAGCCGCUCAACAGAUAGCAAUUGUAUUGGCGUGCAAGAAAGAGAGGAAGAAGCAGUUCGUCUUCAGUGAUGGUGAUGUGGUUGACAUGGAUCCAGGCUUUGGAAUCUUUCUCACUAUGAAUCCAGGAUACGCUGGACGCCAAGAGUUGCCGGAGAAUUUGAAAAUAAACUUCCGGACAGUCUCAAUGAUGGUUCCCGAUAGGCAGAUCAUUAUUCGUGUAAAGUUGGCAGCCUGCGGCUUCCUGAAGAACAUUGAACUGGCAGCAAAAUUCUACACCCUCUAUAAACUCUGUGAGGAGCAGCUUUCUAAACAGGUUCACUACGAUUUCGGUUUGAGAAACAUUCUUUCCGUCCUGCGUACACUCGGUGCCUUUAAACGAGCACACACUGAUCAACCGGAGUCUACCUGUGUGAUGCGAGUGCUUCGAGACAUGAAUAUAAGCAAAUUGGUUGAUGAGGAUGAACCUCUUUUCAUGUCCCUCAUUGAUGAUCUGUUCCCUGGAAUGAAACUCGACAAACAAGGCUACCCUAGUAUGGAAGCUGCCAUUAUGAAGCAGAUGGAAGAGCAAAAAUUACUCUUUCAUCCACCAUGGGUUCUAAAGCUCAUCCAAAUGUAUGAAACACAACGAGUUCGUCACGGUUUCAUGGCCUUGGGUCCAUCCGGCUCGGGGAAAACAUGCUGCAUUACCACACUUCUUGCUGCCAUGACAGCAGAGACAGGAGAUUUUUACCGGGAGAUGCGUAUGAAUCCUAAGGCCAUCACAUCUCCCCAAAUGUUUGGGCGUCUAGAUGUAGCGACCAAUGAUUGGACAGAUGGUAUUUUCUCAACCUUGUGGCGUAGAACCACUAGAAUGAAGAAGAAUGAGCACUGUUGGAUUGUUCUCGAUGGGCCAGUUGAUGCUAUUUGGAUUGAAAAUUUGAACUCUGUGCUUGAUGACAAUAGAACCCUAACAUUAGCCAACGGCGAUAGAAUUCCUAUGGCUCCUAAUGCGAAAAUCGUGUUUGAGGUGCAUAAUAUUGACAAUGCUUCGCCUGCAACAGUGUCAAGAAAUGGAAUGAUUUAUAUGUCAAGCUCGAUUUUGGAUUGGAAACCGAUUAUGCGGGCAUGGCUACUGCGUAAAAACCCAAAAAUGAAGGAGGUCGUGAUGAAUGUCUUGGAGAAAUUCUUUGAUGAUUCUUACCGUUAUGUAAUAGAAAACCUGAAUCCUAAAAUGGAGCUCCUUGAAUGCAACUAUAUCAAGCAAAUUAUUGAUUUAUUGGAAGGGCAACUUCAAGAUCGGGAUGAAAAGGACUUGUCAGACGAUCACUUAUCAAAACUUGUCAUUUUCGCAGCUAUGUGGGCACUUGGUGCUCCGCUAGAGCUCGAAGAGCGAAGUAAACUGGAGAAUCUUCUUCGAAGUAACCACGCUGAUCUUCCCUUACCUAAAAUAUCUAAUGAUGAUAAGUCGCAGACAAUGUUCGAAUUCCUAGUCGAUGCUGAGGGUAAUUGGACACAUUGGAGCAGCAAAGUCGCCGAUUACGUCUAUCCACACGACACAACACCCGAUUAUACAAAAAUUCUCGUGCCAAAUGUGGACAAUACAAGAACUGAGUUUCUUAUUCAUACGGUUGCAAAGCAAUCAAAACCAGUGCUUUUGAUUGGGGUUCAGGGAAGCGCAAAAACAGUGAUGGUCAGGAGCUAUUGCAGUCGAGCUGAUCCAGAAACGAAUUUGCUUAAGACGAUAAAUUUCUCCUACGCAACAACACCGAAUAUGUUCCAGAAGAUUGUGGAGAGUUUCGUGGAAAAGCGAGUUGGUUCGACUUUUGGUCCCCCGGUGGGCAAGAGGUUAACGAUUUUCAUUGAUGAUGUCAACAUGCCAGUGGUAAAUGAAUGGGGUGAUCAAGUGACGAACGAAAUUACCAGACAGAUGAUGGAAAUGGGAGGUUUCUAUAACCUUGAAAAACCUGGGGAUUUCACAAAUAUUAUAGAUGUUCAAGUUAUUGCAGCAAUGAUACAUCCGGGAGGUGGUCGAAAUGACAUUCCACAGCGCUUGAAACGUCAGUUUUCAGUAUUCAAUUGCACCCUUCCCAGCGAUACUUCCAUGGACAGGAUCUUUAGCUGCUUAGCGGAAGGACACUUUUGUGAAGAACGUGGUUUCUCUCCCGAUGUACGAGAGCUGGCAAAGGUGUUGGUAACCGCCACACGCCUCCUUUGGCAACGAGUCAAAGCAAAGAUGCUUCCCACACCUGCAAAAUUCUAUUACGUCUUCGAUUUGAGAGAUCUUUCAAGAAUUUGGCAAGGUAUGCUACGGGCAAAAUCUGAAGCUAUAUCUUCUUCAAAACUACUCAUCUCACUAUGGUGGCAUGAAACCACUAGAGUUAUUGCUGAUCGGUUCAUGGAUUUGGACGAAAAGAAGUGGUUCGUUGAGACACUGGAAAUGCUUGGCAAAGAAGCUGGAGGUGAUGAAAUAGUCUCCGAACUGAGCUCCGAAGAACCUUUCUUUGUUGAUUUUUUGAGAGACCCACCGGAUGCAACUGGUGAUGAACCAGACGACUUUGUUUUUGAGGCCCCAAUAAUUUAUGAACCAGUGGAAAGCUUAGAAGCUUUAGCAAAAAGACUGACAUAUUUCCAGGCAAGUGUAACUCUAGCUAUGUAUAACGAGGCAACACGCGGAGCCAAGUUUGAUUUAGUUUUCUUUACAGACGCCAUGGUGCAUUUGGUGAAAAUUAGCAGAAUUCUUCGAACGCCCAAAGGCCAUGCUUUGUUAGUAGGAGUUGGAGGUUCUGGAAAGCAGUCGCUAACAAGGCUUGCCUCGUUCAUUGUCGGCUAUGAAACCUUCCAGUUAACUCUAACGAGAUCUUAUAACGUAGCAAAUCUGAUGGAUGACCUAAAACUCCUCUACCGUUUGGCAGGUCACCAGGAUAAAGGUGUUACCUUUAUACUCACAGACAAUGAGGUUAAAGAGGAGGCCUUUUUAGAACCGCUAAAUAACAUGCUAGCCUCUGGUGAGGUUGCUGGUCUAUUUGCUCGAGAUGAAAUGAAUGAAAUUCUUGGUGACUUGGUUCAGCCAAUGAGACGUGAGUUCCCUCGACUCCCACCUACCAAUGAGAAUCUCCAAGAUUAUUACCUGCUCCGUGUGACCCGUAAUCUCCACGUAUGUCUCUGCUUCUCCCCAAUCGGACAGAAGUUUCGAACGCGAAGUCUGAGAUUCACAAGUCUGAUCUCGGGCUGUACGAUGGAUUGGUUCCAGUCAUGGCCUAAAGAGGCGCUGGUUGCUGUGUCGAAGCAUUUCUUAGAAGAUUUCGAUAUCGUCUCUAGGUCUGAAGCGACACCUGUCAAAUCUGCGCUGGUUAAUAUUAUGGGAACGUUCCAUGAUCGCGUGUCGAUUGCUUGUCAAGACUACUUUCAAAAAAUGCGUCGGCAGACUUACGUCACUCCAAAAUCCUACCUCUCCUUCCUUGCCUCAUAUAAAGCAACCUACUCAUCAAAACGUAGGGAAAUCGAGGCUUUAGCUGGAAGAAUGGUCUCCGGUCUCGAAAAGCUUUCAGAAGCUACAGAAGCCGUAAACCGACUUUCCGAAGGUCUGACAAUGAUGGAGAAGGAACUUGCGGCUGCUAACACAAAAGCGGAGAAAGUGCUGACUCGGGUUAAGCAGCAGGCCAGUGCAGCACAAGCUGUGAAGGAACAAGUUCAGGUUGUGAAGGAUAAAGCCGAAACCCUUGUUAAAGCAAUCGAAAAAGAUAAAGGAAUUGCGGAGGAGAGGCUAGAAGCUGCUAGACCAGCACAGGAAGAAGCUGAAGAAGCUUUGAAAACUAUUAAACCUGCGCAUAUUGCCACGGUGCGUAAAUUGGGCAGACCACCUCAUCUUAUCAUGCGGAUCAUGGAUUGUGUCCUCAUUCUAUUUCGAAAACCACUAGAUGCUGUGACUCCUGAUCCCGAGAAAUCUUGUCCAAAACCAUCAUGGGCGGAGGCUCUAAAACUAAUGGGAAAUACUGCAUUUCUGUCGACUCUGCUUAACUUUCCAAAGGAUACGAUAACUGACGAAACAGUGGAUUUAAUGAAUCCUUAUUUCGAAAUGGACGACUUUAAUCUGGAACAAGCUAAACGUGUUUGUGGCGACGUGGCUGGCCUUUGUUCAUGGACUAAAGCAAUGGCCGCAUUCUUCGCUGUGAAUAAAGAAGUUCUUCCACUAAAGAAUAAUCUGGUUAUUCAAGAAACGCGCUUAGCACAAGCGAAUUCGGAACUAAGUAAUGCUCAAGCCCAGUUAGACGAAAAGCAAGCUGAGUUAGAUCGCGUCCAAGCUGAAUACGAUAAGGCAUUGGAAGAGAAACAGAAGUUAGCUGAUGACGCUGAAGCUUGCCGAAGGAAAAUGGACAAUGCUACAGCUCUUAUUGAAGGCCUUUCAGGUGAGAAGAUUCGAUGGACCGAUGCCAAGGCUCAAUUUCAAACUCAAAUUGAGAAUUUGGUUGGAGAUGUUCUUCUGGCCACAGCAUUCCUUUCUUAUGCUGGUCCCUUUAAUCAAGAAUUUCGGAACCUUCUCAAUCAACAGUGGCAUAAUGAACUAUCUCGAACCCAUAUACCUAGGUCACCUGAUUUAAGUAUAGUUAAUAUGCUUGUUGAUAAUACAACUCUUGGAGUGUGGAAUCUCCAAGGAUUACCUGGAGAUGACUUAUCUAUCCAGAAUGGGAUGAUUGUGACUAUCGCCAGUCGGUACUCAUUACUGAUUGAUCCACAAGGUCAGGGUAAGGCUUGGAUAACGAAUAAAGAGUCUGAUUCAAAUCUCCUGGUGAGCUCCUUGAAUCACAAAUACUUCCGUAACCAUUUGGAAGAUGCCUUAUCACAAGGUCGUCCUCUAUUAAUAUCUGAUGUUGGUGAAGAGCUUGAUCCUGUACUGGAUCGUGUUCUAGAGAGGGAUUUUGUGAAGGUUGGAACGACCUACAAGGUCAAAGUCGGUGACAAGGAAUGUGAUGUUGAUGUGAAGAAAUUCCGACUGUAUCUGACGACCAAGCUGCCAAAUCCCUCAUAUAGUCCAGAGGUGUUUGCUAGUACUUCUAUUGUUGAUUUCACUGUUACACAGAGGGGUUUGGAAGACCAACUUUUACGCAUAGUCAUUAUGACAGAAAAGAAGGAACUUGAAGCUGAACGCACCAACCUGCUUGAAGAGGUCACAACCAACAAGCAGAAAGUUAAGGACCUAGAGGACAACCUUCUUCUCCGACUCACUUCCACAGAAGGCAGCUUGGUGGAGGAUGAAUCGUUGAUCAAAGUUCUUCGUACUACCAAAGCUACAGCAGAAGAGGUGAGAACGAAACUCUCCAUAGCCGCCGAGACGGAAGUAAAAAUUAAUUCCUCCCGCGAGGAGUACCGCCCAGUUGCUACAAGAGGAUCUGUUCUCUAUUUUCUCAUUGUCGAAAUGUCUAUGGUGAAUGUGAUGUACCAGACGUCAUUGCGGCAAUUCCUCGAAAGGUUUGAUUUAUCAAUGGCCAAGUCUCCGAAAUCCUCAAUCACACAAAAGCGCAUUAAGAGUAUCAUCGAUUACCUCAUGUUAGAUGUCUUCCGUUACAUUGCCAGGGGGUUAUAUGAAAAGGACAAGUUUACUUUCACUCUCCUCUUGGCCUUGAAAGUGGCUCUUCAAGAGAAGAAAGUUUCGCCUGAAGAGCUUCAGAUAUUUAUUAAAGGUGGCGCGGCUCUGGACUUGAACGCGGUUGAACCGAAGCCAAGGCCGUGGAUUCAGGAUAUGACUUGGCUCAAUCUAGUGGAACUCAGCAAACUCUCUGCGUUUUCCAAUAUUCUGAAGGAUAUUCCACGAAAAGAAAAGUCGUGGAAGUGCUGGUUUGAUAGCGACGCUCCAGAGGACAAUCCACUUCCAGGAACCUAUGAAGUUUCCCUCGAGCGUCAAACAUUUAAACGUCUUCUACUGGUGCGUUGUUGGUGCUUGGAUCGUUGUUCGCCCAUGGCCAGACGCUAUAUUGGGGAACUUCUCGGCAAAGGCUUUGUGGAACCUGUCAUCACAGAUUUAGAGGCAAUGGUCCAAGAGGAUUCGGAUUCCCACACUCCACUAAUCUGUUUCCUUUCUAUGGGAUCUGAUCCAACUGAGAAUAUUGAGCGUCUGGCAAAGAGAUUAGGAUUGGUUUGUGAUACAAUUUCCAUGGGUCAGGGUCAAGAAGUGCAUGCGCGAAAACUACUUUCGAGUAGUAUGGCGGAGGGGAAAUGGGUGCUACUGCAGAACUGCCACCUUGGAUUGAACUUCAUGGAUGAACUUUUUGAUCUGGUGAGUAAAGCUGAAUUGUUUAUGCUAAGGAGUGAAGACUGGAGGAUGUGUUUUACUUUAACGAUCUCUGAUUAUCGGAAGAUCUGCGUUAACUCAAGUUUAUUUUUCCUUUUGCACGGUAUUUAG